Messenger RNA from Momordica charantia (bitter melon), 1141 nucleotides. RefSeq names its product putative protein phosphatase 2C 58. The record is from RefSeq and is a predicted model, not a curated record. Lineage: Eukaryota; Viridiplantae; Streptophyta; Magnoliopsida; Cucurbitales; Cucurbitaceae. Gene Ontology annotation, molecular function: protein serine/threonine phosphatase activity. Gene Ontology annotation, biological process: protein dephosphorylation.
UCUAUCUCUCUCUCCCUAAAACUCGCUUUUCCUCUGAACAAUUCUCUCAACCAAAUUACAAACCCAAUCCAAUCCAUGACCACCGGAAGAGAAAUCCUCCACAAGAUGAAGGUGAAGGCAGGAUUUUGUUCUUCGGCAGGCGAUGCAGCUGGGAAAGGCAAAGCCAAAGCGUCGUCGAAGAAUUGUAGCAAUAUAACUCAUGGAUGUCACUUGGUGAAGGGCAAAACCAACCACCCCAUGGAAGAUUAUUUGGUCUCCGAUUUCAAGCGUGUCAAAGAACACGACCUGGGUUUAUUUGCAAUUUUCGAUGGCCAUUUGGGCCACGAUGUCGCUAAUUUCUUGCAAAACAAUCUCUUCGACAAUAUUCUCAAAGAGGCUGACUUCUGGAGCGAAACAAGAAAAGCCAUAAAGAGAGCUUACAAGAAAACGGACGACGAAAUAUUGGAUAAAGUGAAGCAAUUGGGAAAAGGGGGAUCCACGGCUGUAACUGCCAUUUUAAUCGACGGUCAAAAACUUGUGGUUGCCAACGUCGGAGAUUCUCGAGCUGUUCUGUGCAAAAAUGGUGUCGCUGAACAGCUUUCCGUUGAUCAUGAACCUUCCAAAGAAAAAAGGGAGAUUGAGAGCCGCGGUGGUUUCGUAUCAAAUAUUCCAGGAGAUGUUCCACGUGUCGAUGGGCAAUUGGCCGUGGCAAGAGCGUUUGGGGACAAGAGCUUAAAACUCCACCUCAGCUCAGAGCCUGACGUUGAAGUGAAAACGGUGGAUGAAACUACAGAGUUCAUGAUUUUGGCUAGUGAUGGCAUAUGGAAGGUAAUGACUAAUCGAGAGGCAGUGGAAUCUAUUAGACACAUAAAAGACGCUAACUUAGCGGCCAAACGACUCAUCGACGAAGCAGUAUCUAGAAAAAGCAAGGACGACAUAUCGUGCAUUGUUGUUAGGUUUCAGUGAUUUAUUUUUCCUUUUUCUUUUUCUUUUUGUUUUUUUUUCCCUUUUAAAUAGAGUGUUAAAUAUCAAAGUGUGGAUAUUAUUCGACAGUAAAUUUGUUUUGCCAGUUGGCUGCUGUCUGUAAGGUUCGAUGCUACCUGAGUAGAUAAUUUUCUCUUAUAAAUAUUAUUUUUCAAGUAUAAAAUUUGGCUUGCCCGUA